UUAAAAUGUGGUACGCAAUUUUUAUCAUCGGUGCGAUUUUAAGCCUCGCGAUUACCUGGUCAAUAUUGCAGAAGAAUAGAUUCUCGAAGAACAUCGAUGUAAUACGACCGUGGUAUCCUUUAGUUGGUAACCUGCUCAUGGUCAUAGGAAAGAACGAUCUGCAAAAAUUUGAGAUCAUUUAUCGAGAAUUCAAUCGUGAAGCUAAGCUGUUCCUGGGCUACAUAGGGCUCAUUCCGAUAUUUUGCACUGGAGAUCCCGACAUGGCCCAACGAAUUUUGAUCGACUUUACUGAUAAACCAUACCUGUACGAUUUCCUUAAGGUGAAAAAAGGAGUGUUUGCGGCGAAUGCACAUAUUUGGAGAGACCAGAGAAAGGCGCUUUCGCCUGCAUUUAAUACGAGAAUUCUGUCCAGUUACUUGUCAAUUUUCACCAACCGAUCCAAAAAUAUGAUAAGGAGACUGGAAUCGAUGGCAGUUACUGGUGAAACGUUCAACAUCUUAGAUUAUGCUACCACUUGCACAUUGGAAAUGGUUUGUGAAACGACAUUGGGUUUUGAUUCGAGCGCUUUUAACGGAAUCGAAGAAUUUGGUGCUAAAAUUCAUAAACUAUUCUCUAUAGCAGCAAGAAGGAUAAUAAAGUUUGAUCAUCAUUUUGAUUUUAUUUAUCGUUGGUAUGAGGACUGCCGUGAUGACAAAACUUUGCGUAAAUAUUUGACAGCUUACGUGAUGCAGGUCUACGAAGAUGCUCACGAUCGAUACUCGAAAGGUUUAAUGAACAAUAUUGCCGAUGUUGAUGAGAAUCAGUGCUUUCGAAAGCCACAAACUUUUGUCAACCAAUUAUUCACCAGCACUCGGAAAUUCGAACGAGAUGAAAUAAUCGACAAUAUUCAGACUAUGAUAGGCGCUGGAACGGACACUUCCGCCCACGUUAUAUCAUUCACCUUGCUGCAAUUGGCAAUGGACUCACACUACCAGCAAAAGGUGUACGAAGAAAUCGUGCAAGUCUUUCCAGAAAAGGAACCGAACGUCACCAUGGAGGGGCUGAGUGAACUUAAGCUCACGGAAAUGGUUCUGAAUGAGAUCCUCCGUCUGUAUCCGGCAGGGCCGAUUUUGUUGCGUGAAAAUAAGGCCAAAACAACUCUAUGUGACCAGCAGCUGCCGAAGGGAUGCAUGUUCGCAAUCAGUAUCUACAACAUUCAUCGACGCAAAGACCUUUGGGGACCCGAUGCGGACUGUUUCAAUCCUGAGCGGUUUUCACCGGAGAGGUCAGCUGGAAGACACCCUUUUGCAUUUUUGGGAUUCAGUGGGGGACCUCGGAAUUGCCUGGCAAGUCGUUAUGCGAUGAUAAGCAUAAAGAUAGUGAUUGUAUUCCUGAUGAAAAGCUUUCGAUUCAAAACCAAUAUACUAAAAGAAGACAUCCGGUUCACAUAUGACGCGCUUUUGCGUAUAGCAGGAGGUCAUAUGAUACAAAUAGAGAAAAGAUUAUAAGUAAAUAAAUUAAUUUUUAGAUGUAUUUUCUCAUUUCUUCAUAUUGACAAAAAAUGACUCUGGAUCUGACAUACAAAAUUAUUUCGAAACUCAGUUAUAGCAAAACUUUUAUCUUGUCAUAAGACGAGUUAAGUAUUAUUUUAUCUAGUUCCGCGACUUUGUAAUCAACAGGGCUCGGCAAUUGAACUGCUACAUUGAGUAAA
Messenger RNA from Armigeres subalbatus, 1690 nucleotides. Its product is annotated as cytochrome P450 4C1-like. NCBI's taxonomy places the organism in Eukaryota, Metazoa, Arthropoda, Insecta, Diptera, Culicidae. Gene Ontology annotation, molecular function: iron ion binding; heme binding; monooxygenase activity. The coding region runs from base 6 to 1487 and encodes 493 amino acids. The record is from RefSeq and is a predicted model, not a curated record. The transcript has 5 exons.